Molecule: messenger RNA, 2224 nt
Organism: Cucumis sativus (cucumber)
Lineage: Eukaryota; Viridiplantae; Streptophyta; Magnoliopsida; Cucurbitales; Cucurbitaceae
Product: probable serine/threonine-protein kinase At1g01540
Exons: 7
Coding region: 401-1966 (521 amino acids)
Biological process (GO): protein phosphorylation
Molecular function (GO): ATP binding; protein kinase activity
Source: RefSeq, a predicted model, not a curated record
AAAGAAUCUGCAACGAAAAUGGAUUUUAGUGAAUAAAAAUGAAAGAAGGUCGUCUCAAAUUCAGAAAUCAUUUGUAGCUUACCGUGGAAUUUCAGAUAAAGGCUCACCGGGGAAGAGGGUUCAAUAAAUGGAUGGGCUUUUGUAGGGUUGAUUUUUCUUUCUUCUCUUCUCUUCUUCACCAUUGUUGAAGAUGGAAGUCCCAUCAUGCCAGCUCUUUCUUUCUCUCUCGCUGUGAACCCCACUGAAUGAGUGGAAUUUGCAGUUUAGUUUCUUGUCUUCAUUUUCGAGAUUUAUUGUAUCCUUUGCUUUUGCCACUCAGCUAAUUGUCCUCCUUCUUCUGUGGUUGUCUCCGCCACAAAAACAGUCUUGAAAGGUUUGUAGAACAAGGGGAAGAGGAAAAAUGUCUAAUUAUGCCUUCUUGAAUGACCAGCUCUCGAAGCGGACCUCCAUUUUCGGUUUGCGUUUGUGGGUUGUUUUGGGUAUUUGUGUUGGUGCUGCCAUUGUUAUUGUUCUCUUCCUCAUUUCCUUAUGGUUCACUUCCAGGCGUAACAGUUCCAAUAAAUCUAAACCCUCUUUGAACCCCAUUAUCCCAAAUGUGUCUAAGGAAAUCCAGGAAAUACGAAUUGACCAUUCUCGGAACACUACUCAUUCUGACCCCAAAGUUCAGUUGGCUUCUAACCCUGAGCCUUUGCCGGAGGCAGAGCCUUUAGCGACGCUGCUUCAGACGGAAGAAGGAAGCCCACCUAGUGGACGCCAUAGAAUUCACAUUGAAAUUGGGAAGGACCAUCGGAUUUCUUACCCAGAGAGAGGUGGCGGUUCGUCCCACGGAAGUGGAGAGGCUCGGUCUGGUGAUCAGGCGCCAAUGACUGUGCCGGAGGUUUCGCAUUUGGGUUGGGGCCAUUGGUAUACUCUCAGAGAGCUUGAGUAUUCUACUAAUAGUUUUGCGGAUGAAAAUGUAAUUGGUGAAGGCGGAUAUGGUAUUGUGUACCGUGGGGUUCUUGAGGACAACACCGUGGUUGCCAUCAAGAAUUUGCUCAAUAACAGAGGACAAGCUGAGAAGGAGUUUAAGGUUGAAGUGGAAGCAAUUGGACGUGUUCGCCACAAGAAUCUGGUGCGUUUGCUUGGCUAUUGUGCUGAAGGAGCUCACAGGAUACUUGUCUACGAGUACAUUGAUAAUGGAAACUUGGAACAGUGGCUUCAUGGAGAAGUUGGACCUUGUAGCCCUCUAACAUGGGACAUUCGAAUGAAUAUAAUUGUUGGAACAGCGAAAGGGUUAACAUACCUCCACGAGGGACUCGAGCCUAAGGUUGUUCACCGUGAUAUCAAGUCAAGUAACAUUUUGCUUGACAAGCAGUGGAAUCCAAAGGUCUCUGACUUCGGCCUAGCAAAGCUUUUAGGCUCAGAAAGGAGUUAUGUAACAACUCGUGUGAUGGGAACUUUCGGAUACGUAGCUCCAGAAUAUGCAAGUACUGGCAUGUUAAAUGAAAAAAGUGAUGUAUAUAGUUUUGGUAUCCUCAUUAUGGAGAUAAUUUCAGGGAGAAAUCCAGUAGAUUAUAGCCGCCCUUCAGGAGAGGUCAACCUAGUUGAGUGGCUUAAAACAAUGGUUAGUAAUCGAAAUGCUGAGGGCGUUCUGGAUCCUAAGUUGCCUGAAAAGCCUUCAACAAGGGCACUGAAGCGUGCUCUGUUAGUAGCUUUACGGUGUGUGGAUCCUAAUGUUCAGAAGAGGCCAAAAAUGGGGCAUGUAAUUCAUAUGCUUGAAGCAGACGAGUUUCCUUUCCGAGAUGAUCGUAGAGUGGGACGAGAACCAGGACGAUCACUACUGAAGGAAAAGCUCAUGGAAAGGCUUGUGAGUGAAUCCGGAGAAAGCAGCGGAUAUGAAAGUGGAGCAACACAAGCAAGCCGACAUCUAUGGAGAAAGCAAGAACUUGAAGAACAACAGCCUCGCGAACCUCACACUUUAAGGUGAUCUUGUAUACCCAACCCACAUUAUUAUCAAUCAGGCUACACUCUAAAAUGUAAGGAUUAUUUCUGCAGCCUCUCCCCCUUGCUGUACUGUAUCAAACAAUCUGUAUAAUGUUUUGUAUCAAUCUUUCUCAGUUUUGGGAUUCAUUCUAAUGGUUUAUAAUCACCAAAAUUAGAUACCUGUAACUGUAAGUACAACAUUUGGAAGGAAAGUUUUUAGUUAAAUCUGAAAUGCCCUGAAUUAAGGAUGGUAAAGAGUGAA